AUGUUUGGUAGGCCCAUCUCAUCUGUGUAUCGUUCUUUGAUCACAGGCGCGAUCCCAGUAUUGCAGCACCAGCGCCGAACUAUUGUGGUUUUCAGCCAACAACACCACAUCCUGGAAAGUAAUCAAAAAGCGCGUGGAAGUCCUAGCAAUGUGUGGGUUGAGGACUGGGAAGCGGAGAGAAUGGGCAUGAAACCGGAGGAUGGUGCGAUGCCGACCCAGCUUCUGAUCGAUAAACAACUCGAGCUUUAUAACUUUGACCAGCUCAUCUCCCGAAUUGAGUUAAUGGAGGCGCCCAAACACAGUAGCUAUUACAGUCGAAAGAUGUAUGGCGAGAAGCUUCAAUUUGAGCUUAACGAUCGUUCACAAAAGUGCAACUUCCAGAGCAAGUGGUGGAUCACCCGCUCACAGGCCUACAAGGAGAACUUGCAGUUCAAAAACAACGCCCGGGCGAGCAUUAUUCUCACCAAAGGCCAGGUGAAGCUUUUCCACACCAGCCAACUGGUCGGCGGCGAGGCAUUUCAAACGCACCCCGUCAGCGGCAGUACCCGGAAGUUGUACAACAAACGCGGUGAUCCCUACAACACCCUCCGUGAUCACAUCAAAAGCAAUGAGUUUAACAGUGGACUCUACUUUACCCGCCGCCAACUCGAUUUCUUUAAGCUUGCCGUUCAGUCCAAUCAGGUCCCUCUUACGCAGGACAUGACCUCUGGCGAGCGCUACCUCAUCUACAACGUCGACCAGCUGGAGGAUCCGAAUCUCGCGUUAAAAACCCUGCAGAGGUCGCCGGUGAGCGUACCGACUUUUUUGCUUUCCGGGGAGCCAAUCCAGCACGAGAACACGAAGAAAUUGCCCAAAUCAUUUAGAAGUAAUUACUGGCUGACGGGGCGCGACGCGGAGCUCUAUCAGUGGCCUAUCAAGGAAGCUGAGAAGCGCAAAGGGGUGCCUUUCAACACCGGCGGUGCGGCCUCACUUCAGAUCGAGUUUUACAAUGUUGAGCAGCUCGCCAACCCGGAGGAGGCGUUCGCGAAGGCAGGGCUGUUUGUUCAGUAG
Phytomonas sp. Hart1 is the source of this 1050-nucleotide messenger RNA. The record is from the annotation of a GenBank genome assembly. Lineage: Eukaryota; Euglenozoa; Kinetoplastea; Trypanosomatida; Trypanosomatidae.